GUCCAGAAAAACACAGGAGUCAGGAGACAACUCGCAUGGCGCCCUCUACGGAAUCGGUCGUCCAUGUGAAUUUCUCCAACCCCAGAAGCUUUGCCACCAAGUUCAAGUCCCACCUCAAAGAGACCUUCUUCCCCGAUGAUCCCUUCCGGCAGUUCAGAAACGAACCGCCGCUGCGGCGCACGAAGAAAGCUUUACAAUACUUUGUUCCCAUCUUUGAAUGGCUGCCCAAAUACACUUUCAGCAUGUUCAAGUAUGACGUCCUCGCCGGAAUCACCAUUGCCAGCCUCGCCAUCCCGCAGGGCAUCAGCUACGCUAAACUCGCUGAAAUCCCUCCCAUUAUAGGCCUCUAUUCGAGUUUUGUUCCCCCGUUGGUUUAUGCUGUUUUUGGGAGCUCCAGGAGUAUAGCAGUGGGAACAGUGGCGGCGGUGUCGUUGCUUAUAGCCUCUACCAUCGGAGAUGUGGUGUCUCCGACGGAUGAUCCGACAUUGUUUCUGCAUUUAGUUUUCACAGCCACUUUCAUCACAGGGAUCUUUCAGACAGCCUUGGGUCUUUUACGACUCGGGAUUUUGGUGGAUUUCUUAUCGCAUUCCACUAUCACCGGCUUCAUGGGAGGGACCGCAACCAUCAUCUGUCUGCAACAGCUCAAGGGUUUUCUUGGAUUGACGCAUUUCACUACUAAAACUGAUGUUGUCUCAGUUGUGAGGGCAAUCUUCAGCCAUAGGAAUGAGUGGAGAUGGGAAAGUGCAGUUAUGGGAGUCUGCUUCCUUCUCUUCCUCCUCUUCACUGUGCAGCUGAGAAAGAAACUUCCGCGGCUGUUUUGGGUGUCAGCAGUGGCUCCAAUCGUGACGGUCUUAAUUGGCUGCAUUAUUGCUUACUUCCUUCGCGGCCAUGAUGCAAUCCAAACAGUUGGUCACUUAAAGAAAGGAUUAAAUCCUCUUUCCAUCGGAUAUUUGAAUUUCAACCCUAAGUAUCUAACAGCAGUUGUAAAAGCUGGGAUCAUCACAGCCAUCUUAGGACUAGCGGAAGGGAUAGCAAUAGGGAGGAGCUUUGCGAUAAUGAGAAACGAGCAAACUGAUGGAAACAAAGAGAUGAUAGCUUUUGGGCUGAUGAACAUUCUUGGGUCGUUUACUUCUUGCUAUUUGACUACAGGCCCAUUUUCAAAAUCUGCAGUGAACUUCAAUGCUGGGUGUAGGUCAGCAAUGUCCAAUGUGGUGAUGGCAUUCUGUAUGAUGCUGACUCUCCUCUUCUUGGCUCCUGUCUUUAGUUACACCCCUCUGGUAGCUCUCUCUGCCAUUAUCACCUCAGCCAUGCUUGGACUCAUCAAGUACGAUGAGGCCUAUCAUCUCUUCAAGGUCGACAAGUUUGAUUUCUGUAUCUGCAUGGCUGCGUUUUUUGGAGUUACCUUCGUUACAAUGGAUGUAGGCCUCAUGCUCUCGGUAGGGCUUUCAAUUGUGAGAGCACUUCUAUAUGUGGCCAGGCCUGCUACAGUCAAGCUUGGAAACAUACCAAACUCCACGCUCUACCGUGACAUAGAGCAGUAUCCGGCUGCAACGUCGUUCCCAGGCGUCCUAGUCCUGCAACUGGGUUCCCCGAUUCACUUUGCCAACUCCACUUACAUCAGAGAAAGGAUUUUGAGGUGGAUUAAAGAGGAAGAGGACGUUUCAAGUCCCAAAGGGAACAAUGUCGAGCAUGUGCUGCUAGAUUUGGGAGGAGUUACCUCCAUAGACAUGACAGGCAUAGAAACCCUGGUUGAAAUCCUAAGAAACAUGGAAGCAAAAGGAAUCAAGAUGGGUUUAGUAAACCCCAGAACUGAGGUACUGGAGAAGUUGAUGGCGGCGAAAUUCAUAGACAUCAUAGGUCAGGAAGCCAUCUUCCUAUCAAUUGAUGAAGCUAUCAGAGCAUCCCAAUUUUCACUCAAUGUAUGGACACAAAAAGAUGGCGUGGACAAAGAUCAUGUUCCUGACACAAAAGGACUGCUUUGAAGGCGGCGCCUGUAAUUUGUGUUUGGAACUCGGGAUUGAGUAUAUUCUCAGGCUAAGCCUACUUGUAAACAAUAGUCAGACCAUCAAAUUUGUAUGGUAUUUUGAUUCUGUCAAUGUCUCCUUUUAUCCGGUGCUAAUAGACUUCAAAUAUUUCAUCAACA
Molecule: messenger RNA, 2143 nt
Organism: Vitis riparia (riverbank grape)
Lineage: Eukaryota; Viridiplantae; Streptophyta; Magnoliopsida; Vitales; Vitaceae
Product: probable sulfate transporter 3.5
Exons: 11
Coding region: 36-1982 (648 amino acids)
Biological process (GO): transmembrane transport
Cellular component (GO): membrane
Molecular function (GO): secondary active sulfate transmembrane transporter activity
Source: RefSeq, a predicted model, not a curated record